GCUGCCGCCUUCGGGGGCUCGAUCGAGCCCUCCUCCCCCGAGGGUCGGCCUCCUGCUAGGCUCGGGGGGGCUCCUCUUCCCGCCGCCCGCCGCCCGCCGCCAGAGGGCUGGAUGGUUACACAGGGCACCUUGGCUCCAUGAUGUUAGGGACGGUGAAAAUGGAAGGGCACGAAACGAGCGACUGGAACAGCUACUACCCCGAGACGCAGGAGGCCUACUCGACGGUUCCCGUGAGCAACAUGAAUUCUGGACUGGGUUCUAUGAACUCCAUGAACACCUACAUGAGCAUGAACGCCAUGACCACCAGCGGCAACAUGACGUCGGGCUCGUUCAACAUGUCUUAUGCCAACCCAAGCCUGAGCGCUGGCUUGAGCCCCGGGGCUACGGGGGGCGCCAUGAACAGCAUGUCGGCCAUGGGGUCGGCGCUGAGCCCUGGGGGCAUGAAUGCCAUGGGCGCCCCCCAGGCCUCGCUGAACGGCCUGGGCGCCUACGGGGCCAUGGGACCCUGCAUGAGCCCCAUGGGCUACGCACCAUCCAACCUGAGCCGCGGCCGCGAUGCCAAGAGCUUCAAGCGCAGCUACCCGCACGCCAAGCCCCCCUACUCGUACAUCUCGCUCAUCACCAUGGCCAUCCAGCAGGCGCCCAGCAAAAUGCUGACGCUGAGCGAAAUCUACCAGUGGAUCAUGGACCUCUUCCCCUAUUACCGCCAGAACCAGCAGCGCUGGCAGAACUCCAUCCGCCACUCGCUCUCCUUCAACGACUGCUUCGUCAAAGUGGCCCGCUCGCCGGACAAGCCGGGCAAAGGCUCCUACUGGACGCUGCAUCCGGACUCGGGCAACAUGUUCGAGAACGGCUGCUACCUCCGGCGCCAGAAGCGCUUCAAGUGCGAGAAGCAGCCCGGCGGCGGCGGCGGCGGCAAAGGGGGACAAGGCGGCGGCCACCACGGGGGCGAGAGCAGGAAAGACCCAGGCGGCGCCAGCCCGCCUUUGCACCGAGGCCCAUCCAAGGGCGGCCCGCUAGACGCGGCCCCGUCCAACGCCGGCGCCAGCAGCCCCCAAACCCUGGACCACAACGGCAAUGGAGGCGAGCUGAAGCCCUCGGUGGCCGCCGCGGCCGCGGCUGCAGCCGCCGCAGCCGCGGCGGUGGCAGCGGCCUCCUCCGGCCCCCCCUUGGCCUCGCUCGGGCACCCGGGCCAUCCGCUGGGCCACCACGAGUCGCAGCUGCACCUCAAGGGCGACCCCCAUUAUUCCUUCAACCACCCGUUCUCUAUUAACAACCUCAUGUCCUCGUCGGAACAGCAGCACAAGCUGGACUUCAAGGCCUACGAGCAAGCGCUGCAGUACUCCUCCUACGGGGCCAGCCUGCCUGGCGGGUUGCCUCUCAGCAGCGCCUCCAUGGGCGGCAGGGGAGGCAUUGAGCCCUCGGCCCUGGAGCCGUCCUACUACCAAGGUGUGUAUUCCAGACCGGUCCUAAACACGUCCUAGCUGGCAGGGACAUACUUGAGGGCCAACCGAGCUGAACCAGUCUUGCUUCCCUGUCCUGUUUGUCUCUCUCCCUCUCUCUAGAUUUCUAUCCAAACUGACGUACAACUCCCCCGUCCCGCACACACACAAGCAUGCACGCACAGCCUGCAGGAUCCGUGCAAGAGGGAAAAGAGCAAGAGAAAAGGGCGAGGGGAGAAGCAAAAGAAAGGACUGUUACUUUAUUAUUAUUACUGUUGUUGUUAUUAUUAUUAUUGUAUCCCGAAUGCAUCCUGUUUCUUCUAUUUUGGCUGGAAAAGUCCCACAAGCAACUCCUGGCCAAGCACACACACACACUGUAUAUACCCGCCUUCCCUUGCCAUGACCACUGUAGACAGACAGACAUUCAUCUUGUAAAUUAUUAUGUUGAAGAUGGGGGAUUCCUCGCCUUCUUGUCCCGGUGAAAUCGCGCGAGAUUUAGAGGUUGGUGGCGGGACUUCAACCAGAAAAGUCUAGGAAGCUUCCCGGACUGAGCGAGAGGUGUCUUGGCCCGUCUCGUGCAGUCUUGCUUUCUCCGGCUGUCCGUGGCCUCUCGGCGGCGUCGAUCAGCGCAUUUUGGGUCAUCGUCCUGCUUGCUCCCCCCGCGACGUCGGUGUCGUUGAAGGGCCAGCCCGGGGCCUUCCGACGCAUGCGAGGCUUGGGCUCUGCCCCCGAGGGAGCUGCGGCCCGCUCCCGAUAGAGCGCCAAAGGCAGGGUUUGGGUGACAGUAAAAUUAGGCCGCUUCUGAGGGACACGCACAACAGUGCUGAGAACAGAACAAAACACCGCGCGCGCGCGGCGGGGGGGAAUCUAUGGGAAGUCCGUCCAUUUUGAGAGGUGGGAAAGCCUCCUUUCGCGCACUGUUGAAGCCAAUGCCCGACGUGUCCCCGGUCCCUACACGAUCCUUAGUGGUUUGAAACGGUUCGGAAUGGCUCCCUUGGGAGGCCCGGUCACACGGGCCGGAUGCCUUACCCUCCCGCCGUGUAAAGUGGCAGAGAUAGCAGCUGGAGUUCAAAAUGGAGAACUCUCGCGCCUCCCAAAGGGCCUGAAUCGGGAUAUGGUACCAAGUCACACACAGGUCACAGCCGUUUAAGGCGCGUUGCUCCCUUCCUCUUAGGGUUGCUAUUUCCCCCAAGCUGUUACGGAGGGGUCUCCUUGCUCAGGAAGUCUCCUGGCCACGUGCAUAACCCGGUUAUUUAUUCCCAGAGUCCUUUUCCUCGCGUGCGUCCUGGAAGUAUAUAACUAUCCUUAAUUGUUGCAGCCCUCCCCCCGCAAAUUACUGUAAGCUAGAGGGGUUCCUCUCUCCCACUUUCAUUAGAUCAAUCUAUUCCCAAUCGUGAUUGCCCACCCCCGCUCCCGAAAUUCGUGUGGCCGCUUAAUUAUCGCCGUUGUUAGCACGUUCAUCCAGUGUUAAUGCACUUUCCACGGUUUUUCCACUAUGUUUUUAGCCUAGCCAGAUGGCGGCGGGAGAUUCCCCUCGUUUUGUUGUUAUUUUCCUGUUCGCUUUCACGAUGUUCUUAAUUUAUUUGCACGGUUUAUACAUUUUCUUUACAGCUUGAAAGUGCUUUAAAUGACGGUUUUAAAAUGAUACACACCAUUUUAAAGAAAAUAAAACCUUAAUUUUAUAAUAAAUGUGAUUGUAAUUGAGAAAAUGUUUUGAUUUUUUUUAACAAAUGACAAUAUAAUCCAUAAAGUAUGUCCCCCCCCCUUUCUCUCUUUCAAUCAUUUGCA
This is a messenger RNA of Varanus komodoensis (Komodo dragon), 3230 nucleotides long. RefSeq names its product forkhead box A1 (gene FOXA1). Gene Ontology annotation, biological process: regulation of transcription by RNA polymerase II; cell differentiation; anatomical structure morphogenesis. Gene Ontology annotation, molecular function: protein domain specific binding; DNA-binding transcription factor activity, RNA polymerase II-specific; transcription factor binding. The record is from RefSeq and is a predicted model, not a curated record. The transcript has 2 exons. The coding region runs from base 138 to 1484 and encodes 448 amino acids. Lineage: Eukaryota; Metazoa; Chordata; Lepidosauria; Squamata; Varanidae.